GUGGGGGGUUUGAUUUCUCUCAACUUCCUCCAUCUAAACUCAUAUCUUCGUUAACUCCGCUUAAGCUUUCUUUAAAAAGGACACAAAAAAAACUUGUCUGAAUGCGCUCACUGCUUAACUGUACUAAACUACGCACUCCUUUGAAAGCUCAUUCUCUUAUCCUGCGCACCACCACCAUGGCCACCUCCUACUCUUCUUCUUCCUUGCUCCUCUCUCCUUCCGUAUCUCUCAACAAGUCCCGAAAUGGCUCCUCCCUCGGAUUCUCCGUCAACCGAUCUAGGGUUUCUAUGAGCGUCUCCGCUGGAUCUCAGACCACUGUCAACGACUCUCUCUUCGCCGAUUACAAACCCACCUCUGCUUUUCUCUUUCCCGGUCAGGGAGCUCAAGCAAUAGGGAUGGGCAAAGAGGCUCAGAGUGUUGCUGCAGCUGCAGACUUGUAUACCAAAGCCAACCAUAUCUUAGGGUAUGAUCUUCUUGACAUUUGUGUUAAUGGACCGAAAGAGAAGCUUGAUUCCACUGUCAUUAGCCAGCCUGCUAUUUAUGUCACAAGUCUAGCAGCAGUUGAGUUGCUUCGUGUCCGUGAAGGCGGCGAGCAGAUAAUUAACUCCGUUGAUGUCACUUGUGGUCUCAGCUUGGGAGAGUACACUGCUCUCGCAUUUGCUGGAGCCUUCAGCUUCGAGGAUGGCCUAAAGCUUGUAAAACUUAGAGGAGAAGCCAUGCAGGCUGCUGCAGAUGCUGCUAAGAGUGCCAUGGUUAGUAUCAUAGGGUUGGACUCUGAAAAAGUUCAGCAGUUGUGUGAUGCAGCAAAUCAAGAAGUAGAAGAAGCUGACAAAGUUCAGAUCGCUAAUUACUUGUGUCCGGGUAACUACGCAGUAUCUGGAGGUCUUAAGGGAAUCGAGGCUGUCGAAGCCAAAGCUAAGUCCUUCAAGGCCCGCAUGACGGUUCGUCUAGCUGUAGCAGGUGCUUUCCACACUAGUUUCAUGGAGCCAGCAGUGUCUAGAUUAGAAGCUGCAUUGGCAUCAACGGAGAUCAGAAGUCCGAGGAUCCCAGUGAUCUCCAACGUGGAUGCACAGCCUCAUGCAGAUCCAGACACUAUCAAGAAGAUACUUGCACGCCAGGUGACGUCUCCAGUGCAAUGGGAGACAACGGUGAAGACCCUCUUAUCCAAAGGGCUUAAGAGCAGCUAUGAAUUGGGACCUGGAAAGGUGAUUGCAGGGAUAUUCAAGAGAGUAGACAAAACCGCCAGUGUCGAAAACAUCAGUGCUUGAGACACUCUGGCUAGCUUUUUCAUUCAUGUAUUUGAGUUGAGAAUCUCUCUGGUGCUUUGAAAUUUAAAGUUUUGUAUCGAAUAUUUAUGUAACAAAGCUUGUUGAGAUCUCUUUUUUUUUUAAAAAAAUUUCCAGUUGAUGAAA
Messenger RNA from Brassica oleracea var. oleracea, 1412 nucleotides. Its product is annotated as malonyl CoA-acyl carrier protein transacylase-like. Gene Ontology annotation, molecular function: [acyl-carrier-protein] S-malonyltransferase activity. The transcript is spliced from 10 exons. The coding region runs from base 102 to 1268 and encodes 388 amino acids. Lineage: Eukaryota; Viridiplantae; Streptophyta; Magnoliopsida; Brassicales; Brassicaceae. The record is from RefSeq and is a predicted model, not a curated record.